AUGGAGGUUCGCAGGGGCGUGGAUGAUGUUUGCGAGCUUGAGAGCUUCCCAAAUAGUAGCUUUUUGUCACGAUUGGUGAACUAUCAGCCACUCACACACGCACACUUGAAGGUCAAGUCUUACCCGCUCGAUCAGAUCAAGAGCCAGAGGGUUCAGGAGUCAUUGGUAGUGCGAGACUUGUUAUUCGUGCUGGUAGGACUCGAGGGCGUGUACAUUCGGUACAAUAACAGCUAUGAGCCCCAGACAGGGAUGGAAGGGGAUGAGAUUCGAGGACCCGACUUCAAGAUCGCGAAGAGUAUGGACUUGUCGCUCAAGAACUUUGCGAAAUGGAUCGUAAAGCUGGGUAAAAUGUUUGUGGUCCUCACACAGUUCGGAGAACGGUACAGUGACCCCGUGUACGGGGCGGUGCUCCACCGGCUGUGCUGCGAAAUACGCGCUUUCUUGGUGCAUGAAUACAUGAGGUGCCUGGUGGACGUGGCUGAAGAAGACUUCAAGACGAACGCAGAAUUUGGGAUACGCGAGCUAGGACAGCUUCUAAGCAAAAGCUGUGUCUACAAGAUGCAGCUGCUGUAUGAAUUGGUGCAGGACGUAUCCCAGGAGAUGGCGCGCAGAGCGCUUAUGGACCGUGAUGAGGCCGACUUCCAGAACUUUAUCAAAGACCUGAAGAUGGAAAAAGAGACUACUGACCACAGCGGCCUUCUAUUUAUGACAGACUCUCGCAUUAGCGCACACGCGCGCGGAGGCGCUAUUCUGCAGAUGGUGCAGGACAAGUUGAAAGCUAAUUGGGGAGAUCAGCGUAACGUUGAGUUCCUGCAGGGGCUGCUGCGCAAAAUAUCGGCGCAGUACUGUAGCAUGCUGGAAGAGUGGCUAACAAACGGGUCUUUAGAGGAUCCUUACGACGAGUUCAUGGUGGCAGACACCGCGCGAGCUUCGCAGGGGCAGGCCCAGGUGGCUGUUACAGCACUGAACAGUGAGCGGUUGUGGGACACGAGAUACGUAAUACGCAAGGACGGGCUCCUGGAGCAGUUUAACGAAGGCGACGUGGCAUUCAAGGUGCUUAUGACGGGGAAAUCGUUGCACUUGUUCCGCACAUGUUGUGAGCUGCAGGAUUUGAAGAAUUUACUGCCCCUGGGACCCUCGCAUGGCCUGCAAGAGCUGCCACACGGUACACAGCUCACUCUGUAUGUUGACGCGCACUAUGCGCGUGCAAAUCAUUUGGUAUGGAAGCUCCUGUACGAGGGCUACAACCUCCCUCGGGUGCUGCAGGAGAUGCAGCACAACUUCCUCAUGCACAACAACCCAACGUUCUUCCGGACUUUCUUCUGCAGGUCCCUUGUGGAACUCACAAAGACGAGGCAUGAGACCGUCCAAUCGAAGCUGCGCAGGUUGUUUGAGGAUUACCAGAAGGCGCGGUGUGCCGAACGCGGUAGCCUGGUGCUACCGCUAAUGAACCUGCAGCUUGACAGGCGCAGCUUUAGCAGCACCAUCGAGCAGUUUUCCUCCGAGGCUGCAGCAGACAGGGGAAAUGUCGACCUGCUGCAGGCGCGCGACUUUGGGAAUCUCCGGGACAUGCUCCUCCGCGACCUUGAGCUGCAAGACUCGAGUGGUGCGGGCGGCGGUCCACGCGCCGAUUCUCAGUACUCCAUUCAUUAUCUCCAGUUCGAGCUGCUGGUGCCUUUCCCGCUUAACACGGUCGUUUCCAAGACCUGCGUGAUGCAGUACCAGAUGAUGCAGCGUCACAUGCUACUGCUUCACUACUACAACGAAAUCCUGCAGAACACCUGGUUCGAAAUCAACAAGAACAAGGUGUGGAGGCACACAGGCUUCGGCCCCGACUUGGCGCGCUGGAUCCGCCGUUGUCGCGUCGUACACCACCGCAUGUCCCAGUUCAUGAAGCUGCUGCUCGAGUACACGACGCAGGACGUGGUGCACGACGGUUGGCGAACACUGGAGCCACGUGUGCAUGCAUAUGACGCGGCGGGCUUCGACCUGCAUCAGUGCCAAGCGCAGCUGGAGCAGUUUUUGGCAAACCUCGUCUCACAUUCGCUGCUCACGAGCGCGUCGCUGGUGCGCCUGCUGGUUCAGAUCACCGACAGCGUGCACAAGUUCUGCAAGUUUGUCACCUCACUGCGCAAGACCCUGUGCCUACUGGACCUACGUUUAUACACACGCUACGAGGCACAGCUGCGCGGCGAGCACUACUAUGACGAAGCCGCGGCGCUGGCGAAGCUGCGCGAAAUGCAGAACUACCUCGCGGUGGUCUCGGACCAUUUUCGCCAGCUCAGCGCGGCCUUCGCGGAGGGGGUGCGCUACUACGGUGACCACGGCUCCUCUCGUUUCGGCGUCAACCCACUCCUAGCGCUGGCAGAGCGGCUAAACGAUAUAGUCACGUGA
Molecule: messenger RNA, 2394 nt
Organism: Lachancea thermotolerans CBS 6340
Lineage: Eukaryota; Fungi; Ascomycota; Saccharomycetes; Saccharomycetales; Saccharomycetaceae
Gene: SPC97
Product: gamma-tubulin-complex subunit SPC97
Exons: 1
Coding region: 1-2394 (797 amino acids)
Biological process (GO): meiotic cell cycle; mitotic cell cycle; cytoplasmic microtubule organization
Cellular component (GO): gamma-tubulin small complex; centrosome; mitotic spindle pole body
Molecular function (GO): gamma-tubulin binding; microtubule minus-end binding
Source: RefSeq, a predicted model, not a curated record